Molecule: messenger RNA, 1767 nt
Organism: Fusarium vanettenii 77-13-4
Lineage: Eukaryota; Fungi; Ascomycota; Sordariomycetes; Hypocreales; Nectriaceae
Exons: 2
Coding region: 1-1767 (588 amino acids)
Source: RefSeq, a predicted model, not a curated record
AUGGGGACUCCUGCAGUUUACUCGUCUCUCGAAAAAGAGGACCGGCCCGAGAAUGCUGCUCGCCAAGACGCCAACCACCGUCCUCCUGCACCUACGGUCGAGAACGACGCCACAAAGGGCUUGUACAAGCUUGACAACUACUUGAAGGCCUACAUCAUCAUCUUGGGCGUGUACCUCUCUGCCGCUCUGUUUUCUGUGGCGUGGUCCUACACGGGUGCCCUCCUGGACAAUGACGCUUCCAAGAGACGCGUGUUCCGCACGAGCGAGAGACUCCCCGUCGACCAACUAUACUCCGGUUUGGCUCUAUCGGCACUCUUGGCCCCUGCUGGUGUUGUUGUUCAAUGGGUUGUGCACGACUUUCGUCGUCUUCAUCUUUUUGCGUUGACGACGCAGAUGCCUGUUAGGAUCAGAGACUUGGAUGAGAUUGGCGACAACUUUAGUGUCUGGACGUUGAGAACCGUGGCGAGGUACUCUUGGUGGUAUGGCUUGAUGCAGACCGUCUUGAUCUUGACGCGAACCCUCCUUGUACCUGUUGGUACCCUCAGCCUUACAGUUGGACCAUACACCCACUACGAAGAGGGGACUGGUGUCAUUGGACUUCCCCUUGCACCAGCUGACGCGGCCAUGAACAACAUCACAUCCCUUUCAACCGCCAUGGGUGCAAGCAACGGAACCGAGUUUCGACCUUCGCUUGCCAAGAAUGACACCUUCCUUACUCAGGCAGUGUACACAUUUGUCGGUAACCUCGUUAGCCAAAGUGCCCUCGUCAAUGUCGAUUCGGGAAUACUCGGCCCUGUACCCACACACAACCUGACCUUCCAAGCCAACACUACAUAUGACGGACUUGUGUACUUUCACUGGGACGCUCACUGUGAGGCCGCUGAUGAGGUGACGUAUAAAACCUACCAGAGCGGCAGCAACACCACCUACAACUUUACUCUUCCCGAUGGAAGUGUCGAGAGCAUCGAACUUCGGGGCAAGUCGCAUGGUUCUCAGAGGCUGAGGCUAUGGAAUAACGCCUCAACCGAGAGCACCAACAAGAUCCCAACUGGCGGCUCGACUUACUUCCUCUCGGCCACUCGAACGAUCCCAACUAUCAAUGCCACCGCGCUGCGGGCCAAGGGCUCCGACAACAGUCUUGUUCAGACCGACGAUGGAGACUGGAUAUCUCGAACCAAGUGCACGCCUUCCCUCGAAUGGUCAAUUGGAUCCUGCAAUUUCAACGGCACCAUGAUGACAGACUGCAUGCCAUCGCCGAGAUCCAACACCUCUGCACUCGACACCGAGGCGCUGGAUGCGCUGGUUGUGUACAUGACAGCUAUCCCGUGGUUUAUCUUUGAGAACCAACUCGCCAUCGUCGACGACACCUUAGACGCCCUCUACUCGAUCCCAACAUCAGAAGAUCUAGGCCACUUCUUUGGAAACAUGGCACACGCAAUCGUCUCCAUCAGCACCGCCGGCUACUUUGGCACUUCAGAAGUCCCCACCCUCUCUCGCGUCAUCGAACAAGUCUACAUCGUCCGCUGCAGCGUCCUCAUAGCGGUGACAAUCAUGAUCGGCCUCUGUGUCACAGUUUCCGUCCUCGACAUCAUCCGCAACCAGACGCGAGGCCUACCCUACCUACCCGCCGACUUCUUAGCGAUUGCACAUGCUCCAUGGGGCAUCACAAAGUCACGGGAUCCCAAUUCCACUGUUAUGUUUGGCAUUGAUAACUCAGAUCCGAGGUACAUAAGACUGGCACCAUCCGUCGUGCCUAUUCAUCGAUAA